This is a messenger RNA of Amphibalanus amphitrite, 1563 nucleotides long. RefSeq lists its product as uncharacterized. Bases 100 to 690 code for a protein of 196 amino acids. NCBI's taxonomy places the organism in Eukaryota, Metazoa, Arthropoda, Thecostraca, Balanomorpha, Balanidae. The transcript has 4 exons. The record is from RefSeq and is a predicted model, not a curated record.
GGGAGAGUUCAGACGUCGGACGGCCGCUGGACGGGUCAGACGUCGGCUGUCGGACGGUUCACGGUCCGCUGUGGUACUGCUCGGACGUCGGUCCGCGUCAUGGCGCUGCUGUUGGUCCUGCUGGUGACGACGGUGGCCGGCCAGGAUCCGGCGCCAGCUCCACAGCCACCCGUGCUGGCACCCGUCGGAGUCAACCUGCCUCAAUACCCCUCCUACAUCGGCGUGGCCGCCGAGAUCAGACGAGCCCUGUACGGCCAGCCGCCCAGUCUGGAGCAGCUCAACAUUCAGCCCCACAACGACUCGACCAUCAGCGUGCGCGGCGAGACCUACGAGCUGGACGAUACGGACAGCGUCACAGUGGACGGCCAGCGACUUCAGGUGCUCGGGGACGCGGUCUCGGUGAACGGCAUGCUGCACUACCCGGCGCCGCCCCCGCCACCGCCGCGCCGCAAACCCGACUGGGAGCCGCUGCCGCCGUACUCUGGCGAGGGCGUGCACUCGGUCGAGCUGGGCGCCAUGCUCGCCGUGGCCGUGCCGGCUGCCGCCACCAUGCUGGGGCUGCUGCUGUGCUGUCUGGCCUGCACCCACCGCAGCUGCUGGUGCUGCGGCCUCUGUGACGGCAGGAUCAGCGCCGCGGAGCUCAGGCGGAUGUUCCACAACGACACCGACAAGGAGCCUCUGACGGCCUGAGGCCGGGAGGAAACGAAGGUGGGGCGUCGGACGGCAGAGGUGGGGCGGAGACAGAACGUCUGGAAGGACCACCAGUGAGGGGUAGGACGACCGCCAGCGACGAGUCGGACGGGUCUGUCAACGUGACUUGACCUCUGGCGAUGAAAUUUUUGAUCUAUUGUAGCUGAAAGCAUGGCAGUUUCGGCUUGUGUUGAAGUGAGGUACGAGUUUCUAGCUACCUACCGUACAUAGCAACAUGUUAUGCAUUUUUCUUUUGUCAAUCUGAGUUGAUAACAGUACGGUAACUAGCAUCAUCAUUGUUGUGCACAGUUCUUGUUCAAGUUCCAAAUUGAAUUCGUGACGUUAAGAACAGCAGCCGCUAUUCCAGCUGUUUGUGAUGUAAAUGCAAGGCCCUCCCAUUAGAACGGCUUUUCAGGUUGAAAGUUUCGUUCACCGUUUACAACCUACAUUGCUACACGACAAUAAUUUUAUUCAAAAUAUAUUUGAGCAUGUUUUGCAUUGGUAUUUUUGUCAUUUCUAAACAUCUGCAGGCCUUAAUGAGUUGCGCACUUGUCGGGCCUAUUACUCACUCCAUUAAACACUAGCCAUUCCACGCCACAUCGGAUGGAAUCACCCAGCCCAAGGGUGAUCCGAGAGGCGGGUAACCGGUGGGUGUGGCACCACUAUGACCCAGCCCAGUGUGCGUUGUGCUACAUCAUCCAGUGGUCUGUUGUGUUACACUAGCCUGCGGUCCACUGUACUAUCCUAGUCCCAGAUCAGCUGUGUUACACUAACUCAUGGUUUACGGGGUUUCAGCACCUGGGCCCGCAGUGUUACACUGUCCCGUAGUCCGCUGUGUGCUCGUUGACCGCUGUGUCGAUUAUAUCGAACCCA